This is a messenger RNA of Myxozyma melibiosi, 1236 nucleotides long. RefSeq lists its product as uncharacterized. The transcript has a single exon. The record is from RefSeq and is a predicted model, not a curated record. NCBI's taxonomy places the organism in Eukaryota, Fungi, Ascomycota, Lipomycetes, Lipomycetales, Lipomycetaceae. The coding region runs from base 198 to 929 and encodes 243 amino acids.
UUGCUCUUGCUUCUCCAGCCUGCACCUUCUCAAACCCAUCUCGAUUCGGCUUUUUUUGAUUAUUGGAUUGUCCUGGUCACACCGACCCCUUUUAUUCUCUACCUCUGUCGCUGGUGCUCCUGCAUUCUUCGACUUUUCUGUGCCGCCUAGUCUUGCAUAAUCUCUCUUGACUAUCCCGCACUCUCUCUUUUCUCGAUAUGUUUUCUCUUGACUCCUACUCCGCCCCUGCCGCCUCCUCCAAGAGCUCGAAAGAGCCCUCUGGUCUGGCCGUCGCGCAGAUCCUCGCCUCCCUUUCCUCCGCCACCAUCGACGUUCCCCGCAACUACGCCGUCGACUUCUCCUCCACCUCCUCCUCCAUCUCGAUCCCAUCCGGCCUGUCGUCGACGUCGUCAUGCGAGGAAUACACGCCUUCGCUCUCGUCCUCGGUCUCGUCGAUCUCCUCUCUCUCCUCGCUGCGUCUGUCGGCCGAUUCCUCGCCCGUUCUAGACACCGCCGCGCAACGCCUCGCGUUCCUUCCCCUCCCACAGCACAGUUCCCAGCCUACGGGCGACCACAAAGGCCUCGCGGCCGAACUCCAGCAGCAAAUGCUUGCCGUCCAGCGCGGUUCUUCGCCGCGCCGCAUCCCGGUCCGCGCAAGCAUGCACCGCCGCCACUCGGCGUCGUGCUCUUCCUCGUCGUCAGUGUCGAGUCUGCCGACGCCGUCCAGUAUCCGCUCGUCGGUGUCCUCCUCCUCCUCCUCCGCGCCGCUGUCGACGUCGUUACCCUCGUCGAGUGUGUUGGCGGCAAAGACCAACUCUGCGGGCCGCGUGUCAAAGUCGGCUUCGCUUAGUGGAUGCAGUCUGCCUGCGUACCAGAGCACGGUUGCGUCGCUUGUGAAGCACGCGGGCAAGCGUGGAUCUUUUGUCAGUUCGCUAGUUGGUAUGUUUUGAUAUGUCUGAUGUUCAAGUACACAGUACAAAGACAAUUGUGUUAACUCUAUAGAUUCCGCUACGCUUAUGAUUGAAAGCAUCUGGCCGUCAGCUAGAGACGCGCCUCCGACGAGCGAUCCUGCGACGCAGAUUCUCCCGCUGCGGACGUUUAUCGAAGAAACGCUGCGGCGGUCGCGAACGAGCUACUCGACCCUGCAAGUCGCGCUGUACUAUCUCUGCUUGCUGCGCCCGCACGUGCAGGAUCCGAGCAAGUUGCGGGGCAACAUGGGCGCGCUUAACUGCGGGCGCCGAGCGUUCCUGACGAGUC